AUGCCAACCGUACGGGCUUGUACAAACUGUGUCCGAGCAAAGACGAGAUGUGCCCUCAGUGGAGCCUCCGGGACAUGUGAACGAUGCGUACGCCUCCGGAAGACCUGCCAGCCAUCGCCUCCAGUGCGCAAGCGCCGGGUAGUGGCCAAAGCCUCUGCAAAAGAUGUCCAGAAGCUUGAGGAGAAGCUGGACGGGUUGUACAGUAUCCUGCAUGGCCAGACGGGUAUGCUGAAUGGGUCGAAUCUGUCGGCCCAGGAGCAUGCAGUUCCAGCACCUCAUACGGACGAAGCCGUAUCGCUGUCUGUAUCUAUACCGCAGAGUUUAUCAGGCGCAACAUGUAGUCCAGCUGCUCCUUUCGAGCAGCCUCGAACAGCUUCUUACGAGCCUAACGAUAAUGAUGCCGAGGUGUACUUGGCUAGGUUCCGCUCCGAUUUUAUCGGCCAUCUGCCCUUUCUUGAUAUCCCAGUCUCUCAAACUGCCAGGCAACUGCAUCACGAGAGCCCGCUGCUGUGGCUGGCGAUAAUGACUGUCGCAUCUACGCGGACAACGCAGCAGAAAGCCAUGUCCAGGCAGAUGAGAGAGACAUUUGGCCGCGAGGCGUUUGUAGAAGGCACGAGAAGUAUAGACUUCCUGUUGGCGGUUCUGGUAUACGCUACCUGGGAUCGCUACUACGCACUUGACAAGCCGCUUUUCACUAUUUUGAUGCAGUUGGCUAUCGCAAUUGUAUACGACCUAGGCUUGGACAAACCACCGGCGCAGGACCCGAGCCUCUUGCUUAGCUACGAUUUGAAGGGGCACAAUCGGCCGUCCCACUACUCUCGGCUGCCUACCAUGCAGGAACGCAGGGCUUUGCUGGGAUGCUUUCUCGUUAGCUUCACGUCGAAUGUGUCCCGAAACGGUGAGCCACUUCAGUGGACGCCCUCAUUCGACGACUGUCUUCGUGUAUUCGAAGAGCAAAACGAAUCAACCAAUGAUACCUUGCUGGUGCAGCUUGUCAAACUACGUCUCAUCACAGGAAAGAUCCUGCAAAUGGAGCUGUACAGCGCAGAAAUGAUGAUCUACGAGAUCGGCUUCACGUCAGACUCAAGUAUAUUUCCGCAACAAUCGAACAAACAAUUCGAAUGUCUCUGUGCCUGUCUCCAAACUAUCAAGUCCUGGACCGACACCAUUCUAGCCCUGCAACCCGUUGAAUAUGUCGGGCUUUCGUGCUUGAUGUGCGCCAACAUGGCACGCAGUUUCAUCAACCUCUACCGUCUCACUGUCUGUGAGUACCCCGUCUGGGACCGCAAACUGGUGCGGGAGACAAUAGAUGUGUCAUGGGUACUGGAGACGGCGGCACAGCGGUUCACGCAGGUCAAAGAAGCAGCUGGACUGGAUCCAGAAGGUACUCAAGAACUUGACUUCUUCAUGAUCAUGGCAGCGAAAAUGGAGGCUAUGAAGAUGUCGUGGGACACGGCGGUGAUGCCGAUGAUGGAGGACACUUGGGAGCCGACUUUGGAUGAUCUGGACUUGUUCUCUAGCGAAUUCCGCAAUAUGUGGAGUUGGUGA
Messenger RNA from Aspergillus tubingensis, 1548 nucleotides. RefSeq names its product Zn(II)2Cys6 transcription factor domain-containing protein. The transcript has 4 exons. Lineage: Eukaryota; Fungi; Ascomycota; Eurotiomycetes; Eurotiales; Aspergillaceae. Gene Ontology annotation, molecular function: transcription cis-regulatory region binding; zinc ion binding; DNA-binding transcription factor activity, RNA polymerase II-specific. Gene Ontology annotation, cellular component: nucleus. Gene Ontology annotation, biological process: regulation of DNA-templated transcription. The record is from RefSeq and is a predicted model, not a curated record. Bases 1 to 1548 code for a protein of 515 amino acids.